This is a messenger RNA of Peronospora matthiolae, 864 nucleotides long. Lineage: Eukaryota; Oomycota; Peronosporomycetes; Peronosporales; Peronosporaceae. The record is from the annotation of a GenBank genome assembly.
AUGACUGACGCUUCUGAAGGAGACGAGUUGGUUCCGUGCAGUAGCAUUAGCAACCCCUUUGACGCGUUGACCACUGACAGAAAUCCCUUCCCUUCAUUCGACGUAGCUCUAGCAAGCGAGAGGUCAAUUGACGGCGAGGAAGACGAAGAAGAAGAAGAAGAUGAAACGGAAUCGCAAGACGCUCAAUGUGCGUUAAACUGGAGCAUCGACACGCUUGCGGAGCUCAAGCCCGUGGUGUUCUCACCGCUAUUUCAACAGAAACAAGCUGCCAGUAGAUUGGAGACGUCUCCUGGAGCCAGCGGCUUUUUUGAGGAUGAAAAGCAGUACGAGGUUUUGCGGACGCCGUUGUUAGCGGCUCGGGUUCCGAGACGUGCAGUAGAUGGAUGUGGAAAGAGGAUGAGCAAAACGCCGACGCCGUCUCGGUCGCUGCCAAUGGAGCCGUAUCAAUGCUGCGGCGGGACUGCUAGAUCCCAGGAACGACAGCGACAGGAAAAGAAGAAGCUCGGUAUUGCUAGUGCGUUGACUAGCGAGUCCGAGUCGCUAUCGGUGGGGCCGCCUCGAUGGUCGGCGUCGCCCGUUGUCACGCGUUGUGUGACUCCGAGUAGUACGCUGUACGAGGCGAUAUUUCCAUCGCCGCUGACGGACACUUUAGUGGCUGCUACGCCGAAACAGCGCUCACGACUUAGACUCUCGUUUGGACUCUCGCCCAUUACUUUCUCAGUCCCAGAGCAACGUCAUGGGAACGAGGUCGAGGAAAGUGAGGAUGAAAGCGAGGUUGACACGUCAGGCUUUGGUGCUCCAGGGGAUGGGAAUACUGUGUCGCUGGGCUGUGCAGAGGAGAGAGUAGACCGAGAUCGGAUCUGA